Messenger RNA from Miscanthus lutarioriparius, 843 nucleotides. The record is from the annotation of a GenBank genome assembly. Lineage: Eukaryota; Viridiplantae; Streptophyta; Magnoliopsida; Poales; Poaceae.
AUGGAAGCCAUCCACCUUGCCUAUGUGCUCGUCUUCCUCUUGCCCGUCGUCUUCCUCCUCCGUCUCCGGCGCCGCGGGCCUCCUCUAACCAAGCGGCCAGCAACAACGACGGCUCACUGCCCGCACCCCCAGCAAAAGCUGGCGUUGCACGCCUUCUUGUCCCGCUCGCUCCGCCGGUUCACUGAUGGCGUCCUCGACGUGCACCUGCGCCGCCUCUUCCUACUACUCUUGGACGCCGCCUCCACGAGGGACGGCGGGGCCGUCGACCUGCAGGACGCGCUGCGCCGGUUCGGGUUCCGCGCCAUCUGCCACGUCGCGUUCAGCAUAGAGAGCGUGGACGGCGGCGUCGACUACCCCGUGAUGCAGGAGGCGCUCUUCGUGGCGUUUGACACGACCAUCGCGAUCUCCUUCCGGCGCGCGCUCACGCAGGCCACGUUCGUGCGGCGGCUCACCAAGCUCCUCGACGUUGGCAAGUCACGCCGGCUCCGGGAGGCCGUCCAUGUCAUCGACGCCUACGCCAUGUCCGUCGUCGAAUCGAAGGCGGCAGCGUGUCAUAGGAACGGCGUCGACGACGGGAGCGCGGACCUGCUGUUGCGGUUCAUGGCGGCCAUGGACGACGACGGCGGCGACGGCGGCAGCGAGCUCGGCGCCAUGUUCCCCACGCCAGCAGCCAAGCUCCGGUUCUUGCGGGACAUGGUCGUCACCUUCGUGCUCGUCGGGAAGGACACGACGUCGUCGGCGCUGACCAGGUUUCUUCGGCUGCUGCUCGCGAACCCACGGUCGCGGCGGCGCGCGCGCACGAGAGGCAGCGCGUCAUUAUCGUGCGAUAGCGAUGGCGAGUGA